AGUGAACGACGCAUUCUAGUGCUAACGACUCAAUAAAGAAGAAUCGAGACAAUUUCUUUCUGAAGCUAAAGUGAAAAAUUACAAAAGACUUAUUCUAAUCGAGAAAGUCGCUGUAUAAAUUGUUGCUCUAAAAUGAUUAUAAAGGGUAACAAUGAAUUUAAGAAGAGUACAUCUGAACCAGUUAAACAAGAUGAUAAAUCAAAUGAAUCUUCUAAACUAGUUAAAGUGGAAAUAUUAAAGGCAAAUGAUAAAGAAUUGAAAAUUGUAAAUGGAAUUGUAGAUCCAAGAAAAAAUUCCCACAUCAAAUUUGCUAUGUCUUAUGUCGCUAUAACGCUUCUUGCAAUUUUUUUAACUAUUGUUAUAAUAAUUGCUGUACUGCAUUCGCCUUAUUCUAUAUUUAGUACCGAGGAAUCAAGGAUUUAUAUGAAUGAUAUUGUUAAUGAUUUUGAAAAUUGGAGAUAUAAAAUGAUUAAAGAUUCGGAUGAUAUUAUCGAAGAAAGAGAAUACGUCUAUGUUUCUAUUAUUAUGCAAGACAAUGAAACAUUAACAAUUAAUAAUGAACCGGAGGAUCAGUUGCAAUGUAAAAAAGUUCCUAUAUCAUUACGAUUCGAUUGUCUUCCGGAAUUUGGAGGUACUGAAUCAAAUUGCACAAAACGAGGUUGUUGUUGGAAUCCAGUAAAAUAUGAUAGUGAAUUUUUAAAUGUUCCUUAUUGUUAUUAUCCUUAUAAUUGGAGUGUUUAUAAAUAUGAAAACUAUAGUCAGCAAGACAACAGUUUCUCUGGAUUUCUUACUUUAAAAGAAAAAUCUGCUUAUAAAAAAGAUAUACCCCUUGUAAAAAUGGAGACAACAAUAAUUGACAGUUCAAUAAUACGCGUUAAGAUUUAUGAUCCUGCAAAUCAAAGAUAUGAGCCUCCAUGGCCAAUAAAAUCUGAUUUUCAAUCUUCAUAUUAUCUCUCUUCAAAACCACAAUACAGAUUUAUCACAGAUGAUGAAAAAAUUGGAUUUAGAAUUGACAGAGUUGCAGACAAUACGACAUUGUUUGACUCCAUUGGUAUUGGUGGCUUUAUAUUUGCUGAUCAAUUCUUACAGAUAAGUGCCAUAUUACCUUCACAAAACAUUUAUGGUAUUGGAGAACAUAGAACGCAUUUAAAAGUAAAAAAUGAUUGGAAACGCUAUACUAUGUUUAACAUGGAUCAACCACCAAUAGAAAAUGCGAAUUUAUAUGGUUCUCAUCCAUUUUACCUCAUGAUUGAAGAAUCAGGAAAUUGUCAUGGAGUAUUAUUUCUAAAUAGCAAUCCAAUGGAAACGAUAUUACAACCAACUCCUAGUAUAACUUUUAGAAGUAUCGGUGGUAUUUUUGACAUGUACUUUUUCUUGGGACCAACUCCUCAAGAUGUGGCAAGAGAAUAUUCUCAAAUUGUUGGUAAACCUUUUCUACCACCGUAUUGGUCAUUAGGUUUUCACUUAUGCCGAUUUGGAUAUGGAAGCUUGGAAAAAACUAAAGAAGUAUGGAACAGAACCAUACAAGCUGGAAUUCCAUUUGAUACACAAUGGAACGAUUUAGAUUACAUGGAUAAAAAUAAUGAUUUCACAUAUAAUAACAAAACGUUUAAAGAUUUACCAAGAUUCGUUGAGCAGUUACAUAAUUUAGGAAUGCAUUACAUUCCAUUGAUCGAUGCCGGUAUUGGUGUGUCAGAAAAAAGUGGAUCUUAUCGUGCAUAUGAUGAAGGUGUAAAGGAGGAAAUAUUCGUAAAGGAUGCGGUAUCCAAUCAACCAUUUGAAGGAAAAGUUUGGAAUAAAGGAUCAACGGUGUGGCCUGAUUUCACCAAUCCAAAAACAAAAGAUUAUUACUUGAAUAUGAUGCAAGAUUUGCAUAAUAAUUUCCAGUACGAUGGUGCAUGGAUUGAUAUGAAUGAACCGUCCAACUUUUACAAUGGCAAUAAAAAUGGUUGCAUUUACAACGAAUUGGAUUAUCCAGAAUAUACUCCAAUGCUUAUAGGAAAAAAUUUAGCUGUAAAAACAUUAUGCAUGAAUGCAAAACAUUAUUUAGGACCACAUUAUAAUCUUCAUAAUACUUAUGGCAUUAGUCAUGCAAUAGCUACAAACUAUGCUCUUACUAAUAUCAGGAAGAAAAGGCCAUUCAUAAUAUCACGUUCUACAUGGGUUGGACAUGGGAUGUAUGCUGGUCAUUGGUCCGGUGACGAUUUUUCAACAUGGUAUGAUUUACGAAUGAGCAUUCCUGAAAUACUUCACUUCAAUCUUUUUCAAAUACCGAUGGUAGGCGCUGACAUUUGUGGUUUUAAUGGAAAUACAACUGCAGCAUUGUGCAAUCGGUGGAUGCAACUUGGUGCAUUUUAUCCUUUUGCGAGGAAUCACAACUCUGAUAGUACAAUAGAGCAAGAUCCAGUUGCUUUAGGUGAUCUAGUUGUGAAAUCAUCAAAAAGAGCAUUUACCAUACGUUACUGGCUCUUGCCAUAUUUGUACACAUUAUUUUUCCGAGCACAUAGAUAUGGAGAGACUGUUGCUCGUCCAUUAUUUUUUGAAUUUAUUAAUGACAAAGCAACAUAUGAAAUUGAUUCACAAUUUAUGUGGGGAGGAUGUCUGAUGAUAAAUCCAGUUUUAGAAGAGGGUAAAACAUACGUGACCGCUUAUAUACCACAUGGAUUGUGGUACGAUUUAUAUACAAAAAAAUCAUUCUUCUCGAUCGGUCAGAAAAUUACGUUUAAUGCUCCAUUGGAUACCAUACCUUUGUUGAUUCGUGGUGGUUCAAUAUUGCCAGCACAGAAACCUGGUGCCACGACUACGGAGAGUAGGAAGAAUAGUUUUGAAUUAUUAGUAGCCUUGGAUCAAUAUAAUUUCGCUCAAGGAGAAUUGUAUUGGGACGAUGGAGAUAGUUUAGAUUCCCUUGAGAAAAAGGAAUACAUUCGGCUGGCUUUCGUGGCCUACAAACAAACUUUAUCUUCUGCAUUUAUAGAAAAGGGUACAUUCAAAGAAAAAAUGAUUCUCAAUAGAAUUCAAAUUUUGGGAGUGAGGAAUUCAAUCUCUCAGGUCUUAUUAAAUAACAAUGAUAUUCCAUUUAAAUACGAUUCAUCGAAAUGGUCUUUCAGUAUUACUGGAUUAUUAUGGGACAUGAAAGAAUCUUUUAAUCUUACUUGGAAAUAUUGAGACAAUAAGAAAGAUAUUAUUCACAAAGGUCCUAAGAAAUAGUUAUAUAUUUAUCGUAUG
Vespa crabro (European hornet) is the source of this 3225-nucleotide messenger RNA. RefSeq names its product lysosomal alpha-glucosidase-like. Gene Ontology annotation, molecular function: alpha-1,4-glucosidase activity; carbohydrate binding. Lineage: Eukaryota; Metazoa; Arthropoda; Insecta; Hymenoptera; Vespidae. Bases 133 to 3165 code for a protein of 1010 amino acids. Gene Ontology annotation, biological process: carbohydrate metabolic process. The record is from RefSeq and is a predicted model, not a curated record. The transcript has 18 exons.